Parathielavia appendiculata is the source of this 963-nucleotide messenger RNA. RefSeq lists its product as uncharacterized. The record is from RefSeq and is a predicted model, not a curated record. Bases 1 to 963 code for a protein of 320 amino acids. NCBI's taxonomy places the organism in Eukaryota, Fungi, Ascomycota, Sordariomycetes, Sordariales, Chaetomiaceae. The transcript is spliced from 3 exons.
AUGUCCGGCCACGCGAGCCGCGGCAUCGACUGGUCAAGCGCUGUCCUAUGCCAGCUCUCCGAUCUGUCCGACGGCCCCGAUGGCGAUACACUCUACAUCCAGUGCUGCACCCACGGGGCCCAGACGGUUAUCAAGACCAUCGUCACCACCAACGUUGGCGAAUGUAUGGAUGAGUGCAGCAGGACGGACCGGUGUAGCAGCGUCCAGUUUGUGGCGCAUGCUAAUCCGCUGGUUCCGGGGGAGGCGUACUACACUUGUAAGCUGAGCGAGGACGGUGGCUACUCGGCCGAGACAUGUGGCGCCGAGGACAUUCACAGCUACGCCUUCGUUGUCGACCCCCCGGCCAUUGACUCGUUGGACUCGGCGGGCGUCUUGUGCUCGACCGAGUGCCGGUUUACGCACGGCCAGCUGUAUGUCACGUCCGUGGGCGAGUCUUUCCACAUGGACUGCGGCCAGCGGCACGGCACGCAGGUCAUCUUCUGCGACAGGCAGCCGUCGCUCAAGACGUGCAUCGAGGCGUGCGGGCGGCUUCUGGCGUGCCAAAGCGUCGACUACGACGUCCAUCGGCAGAUUUGCUACUACGGAAAACACCAGGGCGAGCCUACCAUUGAGGCGCGCGAGUUUGCGAGUGCCCACUCAAUGGGCUGCGCCUGUGCGUGCUCCGCCUGCGGUGGCGGGGCGUUGUCCGACGCGCCACAGCGCGACGACCGCCCGUUCCCGCAAGACGGCGCCAUGUCCAACCCUGCACCGCCUCAUAAGCUCUGCUCGGGGUUCAACGGCCAGGUCAUAAAGGCUGGUGGUGCAUGCUACCGGAUGACGUGCAGGUCGGCGACGGGAUGCCCCCCCGAUGAUGGCGUUCGCUACUUUGGCUCCAGCGCCGACCAGCAGAGGACGUUCGACGAUUGUGCCAAGACCUGUGCAAAUACUUCGGAAUGCAACAGCUUCGACUUCCUUGAACACUGA